AUGGCAUUCCAUCAUCCCUUUCAAGAGGCCCAGUUUGAUCUCUUCGAUUGGUACCCCAAGUACCGAUCCUGCCUCUCCUUCUUCCUCGAACGCGGCCAGCACACAAACGCGGUCCAGGCCGUCGCCGCCAUCAUCAACAUCCGCCUCCCCUUCCAGCAGCAGCAGAACCAAGGCUCCUCCUCCUCCUCCUCCCGGCAUCCCGCAGCAGCAACCUCAGGCUUCACUGCAACCUCGGGCCCGCCCCUCGCCGCCGCCAGCACCGACGUCUCCGUGUCCCUGGUCCCGUACGUCCGCCGCCUCGUCGCCACGGGGUUCGACACCAUCGCCAUCCUCCACGGCUUCUUCGGCGACGGCUGGGACGCCGGCGUCGGCCCCAUCCACGACAACGAGCGGAGGAACUACCUCUUCGCGGCCAAGAGCGAGACCUGGCUGCGGGUCAAGGCCAGCUACGACCUCGAGGACGGCCAGACGGUGCCCUUUUUGCGCCCGCUGCAGGCCGUCACCGAGAAGGAGAUCCAGACGGCCGAGGCGAGCUGGAGCGAGUGGCUGGCCAUGCAGGACUGGAUGCUGGGGCCUCGGGCCCCGUCUGACGGCCAUUCUCAUCAGAUGCAGCAGGGCCAUUGA
Molecule: messenger RNA, 624 nt
Organism: Trichoderma citrinoviride
Lineage: Eukaryota; Fungi; Ascomycota; Sordariomycetes; Hypocreales; Hypocreaceae
Exons: 2
Coding region: 1-624 (207 amino acids)
Source: RefSeq, a predicted model, not a curated record